Molecule: messenger RNA, 1307 nt
Organism: Trichomycterus rosablanca
Lineage: Eukaryota; Metazoa; Chordata; Actinopteri; Siluriformes; Trichomycteridae
Product: microsomal glutathione S-transferase 1-like
Exons: 4
Coding region: 78-536 (152 amino acids)
Cellular component (GO): membrane; mitochondrion
Molecular function (GO): glutathione transferase activity
Source: RefSeq, a predicted model, not a curated record
AAUGCAAUAUCAGUUACAGCACUGGCAAACAGUUUCAACUGCACAAGUGAACUGCAGCACCUUCGACAAAUAAAAAAAUGGCUCAGCCAAUUGAGAGCGAUGUUUUCAUGGCCUUCUGCACUUAUGCCACUAUUGCUAUUCUCAAGAUGAUGUUAAUGGCUCCUCUGACUGCAUACUUCCGAGUCACCAGAAAGGCAUUUGCAAACCCCGAGGACACUAACUUAGGCAAAACUCCAGAGGAGAAGAAAAAGAUGCAUCGUGUUGAUGAAGAUGUGGAACGCGUGCGAAGAUGCCAUCUGAAUCACUUGGAGAACAUUGUUCCUUUCGUCAUGGUUGGUUUGCUUUACGCUCUAACGGGGCCCAACCUCUCCAGCGCUCUGAUGCAUUUUCGCAUAUUUGUAGCUUCACGUCUGGUGUACACAGUGGCAUAUAUAAAUGCAAUGCCUCAUCCACUAAGAGGUCUAGCCUGGAUGGUAGGCAUGGGCGUCAUUUUCUCCAUGGCCUUCCGUAUUCUCACAACUUCACUGCUGCUGUAGGGAGAAAACACAAUUUAAACUGGUGCUAUACACUGAUCAGCCAUAACAUUAAAACCACCUCAUUUUUUCUACACUUACUGUCCAUUUUAUCAGCUCCACUGAUCAUAUAGGAGCACUUUGUAGUUCUACAAUUACUGACUGUAAUCUAUCUGUUUCUCUGUAUGCUUUGUUAGCUUCCUUUCACCCUGUUCUUCAAUGAUCAGGACUGUCCCAGGACCACUACAGAGCAGGUAUUAUUUGGGUGGUGGAUCAUUCUCAGCACUUCAGUGACACUGACAUGGUGGUGGUGUGUUAGUGUGUGUUGUGCUGGUAUGAGUGGAUCAGACAGCAAUGCUGCUGGAGUUUUUAAACACCUCACUGUCACUGCUGGACUGAGAAUAGUCCACCAACCAAAAAUAUAUAGCCAACAGCGCCCCGUGGGGUGGUCCAGAAGAUGACCAACUCAAACAGCAGCAGUAGAUGAGCGAACAGCUCUGACCUUAUAUCUACAAGGUGGACCAACUAGGUAGGAGUGUCUAAUAGAGUGGACAGUGAGUGGACGUGGUAUUUAAAAACUCCAGCAGCGCUGCUGUGUCUGAUCCACUCACACCAGCACAACACACACUAACACACCACCACCAUGUCAGUGUCACUGCAGUGCUGAGAAUGAUCCACCACUUAAAUAAUACCUGCUCUGUGAGGGUCCUGACCAUUGAAUAACAUGGUGAAAGCAGGUUCAAAAAGUAUGUAGAGAAAAAGAUGGACUACAGUCAGUAAUUGUAGAGCUACAAA